UGUGAGCUGCGUUCACUGUCCUGUGUGUCCUUGUUCAUAGGAGUAUGUGAAGGAGUAAGCGUGCUUUGAGUAAGUAACUGCAGAGAGCCGCUGCAUUUGGAAGGCUUGUCUGCACAGCACACAGAUUUCGAGGAAAAGGACCUUACUAGAGAGCAACUCACUAACUCUGAGCAGGGAGAAAAGCCAGAGUCAAGUUGCUCUUGGAAAGUGUGAAGAUAACCUGUUUCAGUUGCUGAGUGGACCAGACAGUCACAUAAAUGCAGUAUCUAAACGUAAAAGAAGAUUGCAAAGCUAUGGCUUUCUGUGCAAAGAUGAGGAGCACAAAGAAGACUGAAGUAAACCUGGAAGCUCAGCACCAGGGUUUAGAACUACUUUUUUACCUGCCAGAUAAACCUCCCAUUUUUUACACCAGUGGCGAGUUUACCUCAGAGGAACUGUGCAUUGAAGCUGCUCAGAAAUGCUGUAUAUCUCCACUGUGCCAUAAUCUCUUUGCGCUGUUUGAUGAGAACAAGAGGCUCUGGUAUGCACCCAACCAGGUCUUUAAGAUAGAUGAAAAAACAUCAUACCGGCUCCAUUACAGAAUGAGAUACUACUUUACAAACUGGCAUGGGACAAGYGAAAGUGAACCCUCAGUGUGGAGACAUUCCCCAAAGAAGUCCAAGAACUCCUACGAGAAGAAGCUAGCUCCAGAAGGAAGCCCCAUACUUGAUGCAUUCUCCUUAGAAUACAUUUUUGCACAGGGACAAUAUGACUUAGUGAAAGGCCUGGCACCAGUUCGUGAUCCUAAAAAUGAUCAAGAAGGUCAUGAAAUUGAAAAUGAAUGUCUGGGGAUGGCUGUCCUUGCAAUCUCUCACCAUGCCAUCAAGAAAAAUAUGAAACUUCCAGAGCUUCCCAAAGAUGUCAGUUACAAGCACUAUAUUCCAGAAACUUUGAACAAGACUAUCAGACAGAGGAAUUUCUUAACCAGAAUUCGGAUAAAUAAUGUUUUCAAGGAUUUCCUUAAAGAGUUUAACAAUAAAACCAUUUGUGACACUAAUGUGUCUCCACAUGACCUGAAAGUUAAAUAUUUGUCAACAAUGGAGACCUUGACCAAACAUUACGGAGCGGAAAUCUUUGAGACUUCAUCUUUGCUGAUUUCAUCCGAGAAUGAAAUAAAUAAGUUUAAUUGUGGAGAAAAUGAGAUCCUUCCACAGUAUGAAGUGAUCGUAACAGGAAACAAUGGAAUUCAGUGGCGGCUCAAGCCACAUCCUGUACAGACAGAGAAAGAGAAACAUAAGAUGAAGAGGAGAAAAUCAGAUGGCAAAAAUAAGAAAGAGGAAGAAAAACACAAAGCUCAAGAGUUGUGGAACAAUUUUUCCUAUUUUCCUGAAAUCACCCACAUUGUCAUCAAGGACUCCACCGUUAGCAUUAACAAGCAGGAUAACAAAAGGAUGGAGUUAAAACUGUCCUCACAUGAUGAGGCCCUGUCAUUUGCAUCGUUGAUAGAUGGAUAUUUCAGACUUACAGCAGAUGCUCACCACUAUCUCUGCACAGAUGUGGCUCCCCCGCUGAUUGAGCACAACAUAAAAAAUGGAUGCCAUGGACCCAUUUGUACGGAGUACGCCAUCAACAAACUGCGACAGGAAGGGAACGAAGCAGGAAUGUAUGUGCUGAGAUGGAGUUGCACAAACUUUAACCACAUUCUCAUGACUGUGACUUGUUUUGAUGGCUCAGAGCUGUUAAAUAAUUCAAUCCAGUAUAAGAACUUCCAGAUUGAAGUGGAAAAGGGCAAGUAUUUCCUACAUGGUUCAAACAACAAUUUUUCAUCCUUAAAAGAGCUGAUGGAUCACCUGAAAGGACAGAUACUUCGGACAGACAACAUAAGCUUUACACUGAAGAGGUGCUGCCAACCAAAACCAAGAGAGGUCUCCAACUUGCUGGUUGCAACCAAGAAGGCUCAGGAAUGGCAGCCCACUUACCAUUUAGGGCAGCUAAGUUUCCAUCGAAUCCUCAAGGAAGAAAUCAUACAGGGUGAACAUCUUGGAAGAGGGACGAGAACACAGAUUUACUCAGGCAUUCUCAACUACAAAGAUGAUGAGAGUGAAGGGUAUCAAAAUGAAAAAGAGAUUAAAGUCCUUCUCAAAGUCUUGGACCCGAGCCACAGAGACAUUUCUUUGGCCUUCUUCGAAACGGCAAGCAUGAUGAGGCAGGUGUCCCACAAGCACAUCGUCCUGCUCCACGGAGUCUGCGUCCGCGAUGUAGAAAAUAUCAUGGUUGAAGAAUUUGUGGAAUUUGGGCCUCUGGAUCUAUUUAUGCAUCGGAAAAGUGAAGUUCUUACAACUCCCUGGAAAUUCAAAGUCGCCAAGCAACUUGCAAGCGCCCUGAGCUACCUGGAGGAUAAGGAUUUGGUACAUGGAAAUGUGUGUACUAAAAACAUGCUGCUGGCAAGAGAAGGAAUUGACACCGAAUAUGGUCCGUUCAUAAAGCUGAGCGACCCAGGGAUUCCGAUAACUGUGCUCACCAGACAAGAAUGUGUGGAGCGAAUCCCCUGGAUUGCACCUGAAUGUGUUGAAGACUCAAAAAAUUUAAGCAUUGCAGCAGAUAAGUGGAGUUUUGGCACAACACUGUGGGAAAUCUGCUAUAAUGGAGAAACACCACUGAAAGACAAGACGCUAGCAGAGAAGGAGCGGUUCUACGAGGGCCACUACAUGUUGGCAACRCCGUCGUGCAAGGAGCUGGCCGACCUGAUGAAGCAGUGCAUGAACUACGACCCCAACCAGCGGCCCUUCUUCAGAGCCAUCAUGAGAGACAUCAACAAGCUGGAGGAGCAAAAUCCUGAUAUCGUCUCUGAGAAGAAGCCUGUUACAGAGGUCGAUCCCACGCUCUUUGAAAAACGAUUCUUGAAGCGAAUCCGUGACCUGGGGGAGGGGCACUUCGGCAAGGUUGAACUCUGCAGAUACGACCCAGAAGGCGACAAUACAGGGGAGCAAGUGGCAGUUAAAUCCCUAAAGCCAGAGAGUGGCGGGAAUCACAUUGCUGACCUGAAGAAGGAAAUUGAAAUCUUGAGGAAUCUUUAUCACGAAAACAUUGUCAAGUAUAAGGGAAUUUGCACAGAAGAUGGAGGAAGUGGGAUUAAACUCAUCAUGGAAUUUCUUCCUUCUGGGAGCCUAAAGGAGUAUCUCCCACGGAACAAGAACAAAAUCAACCUCAAACAACUUCUCAGAUACGCAGUUCAGAUCUGCAAGGGAAUGGAUUACCUGGGCUCCCGGCAGUAUGUUCACCGGGACUUAGCCGCAAGAAACGUCCUYGUCGAAAGCGAGAACAGAGUGAAGAUCGGAGACUUUGGCCUCACCAAAGCAAUAGAAACCGACAAGGAGUAUUACACCGUCAAGGACGACCUCGACAGCCCYGUGUUUUGGUACGCGCCGGAGUGCCUGCUGCAGAGCAAGUUCUACAUCGCCUCCGACGUGUGGUCCUUCGGCGUGACGCUGUACGAGCUGCUCACCUACUGCGACUCGGAGUGCAGCCCCAUGGCUGAAUUCCUGAAAAUGACGGGUCCCACGCAAGGGCAGAUGACAGUAGCGCGGCUUGUCCGGGUGUUGCAAGAAGAGAAGCGGCUGCCACGUCCCCCCAGCUGCCCCGAGGAGGUGGACCAGCUGAUGCGGAAGUGCUGGAUAUUCAAACAUGACGAACGGACAAAUUUUCACAAUCUGAUUCAAGCAUUUGAAAUAAUUAUGAAUAAAAUGUAAUUUUUUUUCAAUAUACUGUCAGUACUUCAAAUGUGUGUCAAUAUACAAAUGCCCUGGAUCUUUCAUUUUUUAACUACUGUAAUUUGUAUUCUGACUGUGCUAAUGUGCUUAAAGGAUUCUUUUUCCAACAGUUUUCCUUUUUUAUUUUAACUUGGUCAACAGUUGGAUCAAAUUAAUUAAAUGGUAACUCCUUUUGCUGCAGUUAUUGCAAGACAUUCUUAUCUUUCUUUGAUGAAGGUAGUUACAAUUUGAAGUAUCCUGGCUGAACACAAACUGAAAGAAUGGUCUCAAAACUGCUCUGGUUCUCAGCGCACAUAAACUAUCUGUAUGUACCCUCUAAAAAGGCAAGUUUGUUGUUCAUGCAUAUUCCUCAAAUACCAAAAUCAGGGCACGCAAGAGAAUUUACUGUCGCAAUUCAGUAAUUUUUACGGGGAUCUUGAAAAAGCUUUUUUUUUUUAAAUUCUGGCUGACAAGCAGCUGCCACGUGCACUUAAAUUUUAUUAAAAAGACCAAAAAAAAAGAAACCAAGGGAGGCGCAGUAAGUCAGGCAGCAGGUCUGAGUGGGUCUCACACCUUAAAAACAUUAUUUGUGUGUCAUGCUCCUCUCCCAAAGCAUCCAUCAGGAUGCGUUAAGUGCAUUUCCUGGAGAAAACCCUCGUCUUAGGCAAACGCAAGCUCCGGCCGCAGCCCCACCUGCUCGAGCUGCCGCGGAGCAGACGCGCGGGGCCGGGUCCCUGUGUCCCGCGGGCGCCGCCGGAGCGGCCGCCGCGCCGGUGCUGCCCGCAGCCAAGGCWCUGGCCAGCGCGUAAAGCAAUUCUGGCAGUGUCGCUGUAGAGCACUCGGGCCAAAAGCGAGGGUAGGAGCUAGACUGUUCCUGCGUGCUAAAGAGUUAGGCUUUAAUAAUAACAGCAUUGGACUUKAAUUUGACUUACGGACUCAAAGCGUGCAAUUGAGAAGCGUUCACCRAGGGACAGUAAAAGCCAGAGGCCGGCGAGGCCAGACUGGGGCCACGUGGGGUUUGACUGGUCCGUAAAGCGGGCUGCAGGKGGCACGGCCGGCCCCUCGGCCGCCGGAGCAGCCCUCACUGCAGCUGGGAGCUCGCGCUGGCCCCGUCCCACGCCUGGGCUCCGGCCUCUUCCCAACCAAACCUGGCUUUGAAAACGCGCUGAGGAAGUAAUUCUGGCAAUAACUGAAAGAUGUCUUUAAAUAUAUACAUAUAUAUAUAUUAUAUAUAAACCCUGUAAUUAGGAGCUGCCACCAGGUCAGAUUUAUUUUUACAGUAUUACCUGUCUUUCUGUAUGUCCGUGAUGACUCUGAUUUAAAGCUCUAAGCACUUUGUUACUCUUUAUACGAAGCUAAAUAAAGUUUUGUUUUGUU
Messenger RNA from Nothoprocta perdicaria, 5105 nucleotides. It is a transcript of the gene JAK1, whose product is annotated as Janus kinase 1. The transcript is spliced from 26 exons. Gene Ontology annotation, biological process: intracellular signal transduction; cytokine-mediated signaling pathway; cell surface receptor signaling pathway via JAK-STAT. Lineage: Eukaryota; Metazoa; Chordata; Aves; Tinamiformes; Tinamidae. Gene Ontology annotation, molecular function: cytokine receptor binding; ATP binding; non-membrane spanning protein tyrosine kinase activity. The coding region runs from base 258 to 3728 and encodes 1156 amino acids. Gene Ontology annotation, cellular component: membrane; cytoskeleton; cytosol. The record is from RefSeq and is a predicted model, not a curated record.